GACAUUAUGAUUCAUUUAAUGGUUCAUCUAGUAAGGGAAGCCAAGUUGUGUGGACCAGUUUGGGCGAGAUGGAUGUAUCCAUUUGAAAGAAGUAUGAAUGUGUUGAAAAGUUAUGUGCGUAAUCAUUAUCGUCCUGAAGCUAGUAUGGUUGAAUGUUAUAUAUCGGAAGAGGCAGUAGAAUUUUGCUCAGAAUACAUGAGUGGGGUUGAAGCAAUCGGAAUCAGCAAACCACGAAAUAACUCAGAUGGAGUUGAUAAAGGACUACGAGGGAAUGGAACAGUGACCACCGUGUCUAGGGCAGAAUUAGAUCAAGCUCAAUUAGUUGUGUUGCAAAAUAAUCCUGAGAUUCAAUCAUAUAUAAUUGAUCACAUAGAGUUAUUACGGUCGAUGAUUCCAAACAAGAUUAAAAAUAAACAAAAAUGGGUUAUAGAUGAGCAUAAUAAAACGUUUUGCCAGUGGUUGAAGAAUACAAUUUUGACGAAGUUGGGAGAAAAAAAUCAUGGACUGUCAACUAAGUUGAAGCGCAUAUCUCUUGGAGCAAAUGGCGGAUAA
Messenger RNA from Humulus lupulus (European hop), 552 nucleotides. RefSeq lists its product as uncharacterized. NCBI's taxonomy places the organism in Eukaryota, Viridiplantae, Streptophyta, Magnoliopsida, Rosales, Cannabaceae. Bases 7 to 552 code for a protein of 181 amino acids. The transcript has 3 exons. The record is from RefSeq and is a predicted model, not a curated record.